CCAAAAAAUGUACAAAUUAAUUCCUACCAGAAAAAAAGAUGAGGAAAGGCUAACAGCUAAACCUUCAAGUUUGGAAUGGAAAUUAUUCUAAGUCCAAACUUUAUGUUUAACAAUUAACAUUGAAAAAUGACGUAGAAAUAUUUUAAAUCUCCAAAGUAGUAAUAAUAGUAUUGAUUUUCUAGUAGUAUUUCUUUAUAUUAUUACUACCACAACAAAGACAACCCAAAAAAAAAACAGAAAGUCUAAAAGUCCAAUGAAAUGAAACACCGGCAGUCUCAAACUCUCAUCUCCGCGCUCUUAAAAUAAAUAUUAUUUUUCCCGUUUCUUAUUCUACAGCGUUGAACUUGAACCCCACAAUCAAUUUGAAAGACGUAGAAGGAGAGGCUUAUUCCGUUACUCUCCUCUGCAAAUCCCCCCCAUAGCCAUAGGGCAAUCAGUAUCUUUAAACCCUAACCUGGUAACCCCUCAACAACAGAUGCUUCUCUUAACCCACUCUGGAAAACUCACUUCCCCACUCCUUUCUUCUCUCUCCCAACGUCCUCUCAGAUAUGCAGUUCUUGGUGCUGGUUUUGCUGGCCUCUCUGUUGCAUGGCAUUUACUCAAGGAGAGUCCUAAGGAUUUGCAUCUGCAAAUUGACUUGUAUGAUGAAAUGGGUAUUGGAGGAGGUGCUUCAGGAGUCUCUGGAGGACUCCUUCACCCCUAUUCUCCUAAAGUUAAGCUUCUAUGGAGGGGCGCCGAGUGUUGGAAAGAAUGUCUAAAGCUCUUAAGCAUUGCAGAACAAGCCGUUAGCUCCGAGGAAUUGGAUUCUGAAAAUGGAGAAUAUGGUCAAGAUUUUGGUGGGUUUAUAGUCCGGAGAAGGGGCAUUCUAAGACCGGCCACCAACAUGAAGACUUUGAAUGUAUUGAAUGAUAAUGCUCAGAACUGCCUUGCCAAUUGCAGAAUAGAGAUCAUUGAUAAGGACACUGCCCUAAAGCUUGUACCCCCUUUACAUAUGCCUUUUAACUUAGCUUUUUACAUGCCUGGGGCUGUAAAUGUGAAUUCUCAGUGUUAUCUCAAGGCACUCUUCUUAGCGUGUCAAAAUUUAGUGAAAGAAUUAUCUGCUUCUGGCUUUGGAGAGAAAAAGCUAUGUUUGCAGAAGAAAUCUGUUCAUGAACUCCGUGAAUUAGAAGGGGAAUAUGAUGCUGUGAUAAUAUGCCUAGGUGCCAAAGCUGACUUGCUUCCAGAGCUUGCAGGGAGGCUUCCUUUGAGGACAUGUAGAGGUGUUAUUUUGCACCUGCGACUGCCUGAUAAUAUAGGGGAAUAUUACCCGGACCAUGGACCCUCAAUAUUGUCAGAUGCAUGGCUUGCUAUCCAAGGGAACCGUAGUUUGUAUAUGGGUUCAACAUGGGAAUGGAAGUCAAGAAAUUCUUCACCAAGUGUCUCAACAGAUGAAGCUUCCAAUGCUCUUCAACAGCUUCUACCUAAGGCAUCUGCUGUUUAUCCAGGGAUAACGAGCUGGACUUUUGCAGGAGCAAGGGCAGGUUUGAGGGCAAUGCCGCCUCUCACUCCUAAUGGAUCCCUUCCGCUUUUGGGAUGUGUCAACAAUUUUUUAGGUGAUAAUCUUAAAUGUAAAUAUUGGUUACUGGGAGGGCUUGGUUCGAGAGGUUUGUUGUAUCAUGGUUGGCUGGGUAAGUUGACGGCUGAGGCCGUGCUCUUUUGUAAUGAACAAAUAAUCCCUUCUGAACUAACCUCAUGGAAUAAAAAACAAUAAUUGAAUGUCACUUUUGGUAUAAUUCUGUGUUGGCUGGCUUUUCGAACAUAAUUUGAUCAACGAAAGUGAAUCACUCUUGAAAGAGUAAAAGAGCAUCAU
This is a messenger RNA of Durio zibethinus, 1849 nucleotides long. Its product is annotated as FAD-dependent oxidoreductase family protein. Gene Ontology annotation, cellular component: cytoplasm. The record is from RefSeq and is a predicted model, not a curated record. Lineage: Eukaryota; Viridiplantae; Streptophyta; Magnoliopsida; Malvales; Malvaceae.